Messenger RNA from Macrosteles quadrilineatus (aster leafhopper), 847 nucleotides. Its product is annotated as magnesium-dependent phosphatase 1-like. The coding region runs from base 19 to 672 and encodes 217 amino acids. The transcript is spliced from 4 exons. Lineage: Eukaryota; Metazoa; Arthropoda; Insecta; Hemiptera; Cicadellidae. The record is from RefSeq and is a predicted model, not a curated record. Gene Ontology annotation, molecular function: acid phosphatase activity.
GAUUUCAUAUACUUAACCAUGAUUUUUCAUCCCUCCAAGCAGUUAAAUUGGUUCAUAAAUCAUUUAGUAUUACCCACAUAUUUUAUUCUUCUAUUUUGUGACAUAAAAUGUUUUUGCGAACAAUCUGUGUAUAUUCAACCAACACAUUCAACAGAAAAGCCAAAACCAAGAAUUCCUGGAGAACUCUACCCACGAAUGAUUAUCUUCCACAUGGAUAGGACUAUUUGGCCUUUCUGGUUCGAGCUUGACGUGACCAGGCCAAUUCAAAAUAAAAAUGGGAUUGUCCUAGAUGAUGGAUUUCAACCUCUGAAGCCUUACCCGCAGGUGCCGGGGCUCCUCAGUUCCCUUCACAGCAAAGGCUACAAGCUUGCUUUUGUAAACCAAAGUCCAGACAACUCUUCUAUAGAGAGUCUGCUUCAGUGGUUUGACCUCAACAAGUUCAUUACCUACAAAAUAACAAUGAGCGCACCUAGGAAGGAGCUAGUUAGAUUAAUCUCUCAGAAUUUCAAAGUUGACUGUGGAGACAUUCUUUACUUUGACGGAGAGUACGAGGAGAUACCAGACAUUGCGGAGCUGGGGACAGUUUGUAUCCAGACAAGUGACAAAGGAGUAACAACGGAGGAUGUUGAGAAGGGUCUGUCAGUUUUUACAACAGAGGCACCACCUCCUUAGCAGGAACAUCAACACUAACCACGCUUUCUAUCAAAUAUGCAAAAAAGAGACUUUACUUGUACAAACCUAAAAGGCAUUUCAAUCUUUUAGAUGUAUACCUCUGGAAAAAAAAUUAAACACAGUAUAUAGUGUGUAUAGUGAAAUAAAAUUCCAAUAAAGUUUACGAGAAAAGACA